AUGUAUUUGAGAAUUGAAAUAAAGAAACUUGUUGUUAGUAAGAAACAAUUGCGAAAGAACACGGAAAACAGAAAUUACGAAACAUAUCACUACAAAGAUGGAUAUUGCUGUUUGAGUGUCACACAAAGAACAAAAUGUGUUGAUGGAAAAAAGGAGAACAAGUCUUGCAACACGCACCCGCUUUUCUGA
Messenger RNA from Clunio marinus, 189 nucleotides. NCBI's taxonomy places the organism in Eukaryota, Metazoa, Arthropoda, Insecta, Diptera, Chironomidae. The record is from the annotation of a GenBank genome assembly.